AAAAGGGGGGUUUACAUGUAAACAAAAGUUUACAUGUAAACAAAACAAGCCAAACAAUGAAACAGUAAAAAAAAAAAAACAAUAGGCCUAUCGACCAAAAUCAAAUAAUGCUAUGACUUGACAAAUAAAUUAAGUAUUUCCUGCUGUAGUGAUAAAACAAACAUUCAGUAAUAGUAUACUGAGAAAUCAACUCGAAAUUAAGAAAUCAUCAUGUCGAAACGUGUAUGAAUAGAUAAUAAAAACACCACCAGUUUAGUAAUUAAACAUUGACUUAGUUUUUGGUUUAUUGAUUUUUUUUUUAUUAUUAUUUUUUUUAAUAAAAGCUUCAAUUUUGCCAAAGAUUUUUUUUUUUUUUUUUUUUUUUUUUUUUUUAAUCAAAGCUGUAAAGCAAGCUUACUUUCAUGUUCACUACAACAGCAGCGGUAACCCCUCAGUAGCAUAUAUCUCGCGGUAACUGCAUAGGGAAUUUCCGCAGUGACCACUAGAGGUCGUAGUGUUCUGUGUGGCUGUUCAAGACUUGUGUAUUAUGUGAUGUAUGAUAGUUAUAAAACGUUAAACCUAAAGAUGUUCCCAAUAAAUCUAAAAUGUUAUGGUGUUCUAGUAACUAGCUACUGUAAAAGUUAUAGCAAAGAUUCAGUCAGAUCAUGAUCGGUGAAGUGGAUCGUUGUAUAUGAUCCUUUAAUGCAGUAGAAUUCAACUGCGUAAUUCUGCCUAUAAAGGCCGUUGGUCCUAGUGAAGGUCAAUCGAUGCAACUGUAUCUCCACAGAAUGACUCCCAGGACAGGAUCUGCUCAACACAAAUGCAAAGAGGCUACAAGAGACAGUUUACAUGCUGACUGGGAUAUGAGGUUUGUGGUAGGUGUAAAAUAUUGGAAUAAUACAAAAUGUAUUUGUAGGAUAGUUCUAAAAUUCCAUUUAUUAAUUUAUCGACUUUACGAAUUAUGAAAUACAAAUUCCCCUUUGAAACCAAAACAAAGGUCUCAGGGUGAGUUCAUUGUUUUCAUGCCAAAGCUCUCCUUGGCAGAGUCUCCCUGGCAACAGGCUGUAAACUCAAAUCUGCUUCAGGCAAAGACGCAAUGAAGACAAAGGGUUGACCCUUAAAAGACAAGGACGUAAACACAGGAACUAAUUUAACUUCAUUUAACUCAAACAUUUCAAUCCAGAGAAGUACUGAGACAGAACACUGGAGCAUGAGUAAACAUGAAAGAAGCAGAUUUGUGGAGCAGCUGUUGAAGGAAGAGCUUGAGGCUGUGACUCUGGGGCUGGAGCAGGGAAUCUACUCCUGGGAAGAAAUUGACCUGCCUCAUGAUUCACAAGGCUGCACACCCCUUAUCAGUGCCUGCAGGAGGGGUCUUACUAGGGUGAUGCAUUUCCUUCUGGAAAGAGGAGCCGAUGCUACACUGUGUAACCAUAGCAACCAGACAGCUCUUCAUGUUAGUCAACCAGCACUCCAGGGGGAGCUGUUGAUGGCUAUGAUCAGAGACGUACCGCAUCAGAGGCAGCUCUCACUAGCAGCCUGGUGGGGAGAUCUCUGCUGUCUACAGGACCUGAUGGCCCGGACAGACUUGAUGGACUUAAAUAAACAGAACAGAGAUGGACUGACCCCACUGAUGCUGGCUGUAAGGGAUGUGGAUCUGUUUGAAGGGCUGGAGAUGCCAUGGGACUAUCAACCUGUGGAAGUGGUGAAGGAACUUAUGUCAGUUCCGGUUGACACGAAGAUCCUUGAUCGGAGAGGUUACACUGCUCUGUGGUACGUCUCUCAGAUCAAGAGCACCAAGAAGGAAGAUCUCUUUAGAAUAAUGGAGUCUUCAAUGCAAACCGAAACAGUAAUCACUUGUCUGGACAGCACUUGGCCAGCGAGUCCUGCUGUACCCUCCAGCUGCUCUCCUACAUGUGGCUGUUGCACACCAGUUUCAGAUGGGAUGAAGAAAGAAUCAGCUGAGAUUAUCAUUGCACAGAAGAACCAUGCAGACAUCCACCAAGAUAACAGGAUUUGCUUUGAGGGCUGUAUGGAGCCAAAGAUAGACAUCAGACAAGAUGGCAGAGAUGAGAGGAAACAAAGCAGUCGGACUUCAUCCCUACCCAGCCUAUGGAACAGCAGAAAAGACUGGGGCAAAAUAAGGCCUUUGCAUCCAUCACUCAGUUUGACUUCCUCCUCAAUACCUGUUCUUCCUGCUGCCCAUGUCACUCAGCUCAGCAAGUCUGCACCAAUGCUGAUGGACCCUCUUCUUGAUGCUAGUGUGCUGCUGCAAGCACGGGCUAACAUUCAUAACAGGCUUAGAGGUGUUGGCACAGGGGACGACAAUGACAGGCAAAAGACACCACCUACUCUCUGUUCAAGGACACCCAAGCAUCUUGCUCCGUUAGACAAUAAAUACACGGAUGGUUCUGCACGUUCAAGUCUUGAGCACCCACUGCUCUUAAAACAAAGCAGCAUUUUGCCCAUCUCAUCACAAUCCAGACGAAGAUUGGAAAGGAUCUCCAGCCAGUCUUUCAGAAGAUCCAGAGGCACCAGAGCAGGCAGUGAAGAAAGCAACUCCUGCAGCAGUAGUAGCCAAGAAGAGGACGAGACUGUGCCUCAAGAUGCACACAAGAUACAUGUGGGAUUAGAGAAGUCACUGAAUUUGGAAUUAGGGACCUAUUUGGAUUUUCAGGAUUUAGUCAGUUCUGUAAUUAACAAUACCACAAAAGAUAAAAACAAUGUAAUUUCAUACAACAGUAAAGGCUGUGCAGCUAUCGAAUCAUUGACUGUUAGGGAGGUUGAGGCUAAAACGAGAUGCAAGUCUUUCAAAACAACAAAGGAUCUUCAAGAAAAGUGUCCAACUAUGGACUGCUGCUCUGUUGCUGAAGGACACAACAGCAUAGUCAGAGAAAUACAACCUAUUGUCAGAGAAUCGUGUUUUAUCGCAGGUGAGAAGCACCUCACCACUGUGGAUAUUAGUGUAGUAGAACCAACUACACAUGAAAAGAACAAACCAGUUAAGAUAACCAAAGGAAAUGACAGGAAAGGUAAAACAUCUAUUCAGACAAAUCAGUCAUUCAAUGUUCUGGCACACAGAAAUCAAAGUACUGUUAAAACUACAAGGAACAGGAUAAAUUCACCAAUUCAAUCAAAGCUGCAGCUUAGAGAAAGUAAACCCACAAGCCUAGCAAUUGGAGGAGAGACUACUAACAAAUAUCUGCCAAGAGCACCUACAAUGGCUUGCAAAAAAACUGCAGAUGAAGCCUCAACAACAAGAAGAGUCUCUGAACCUUUUCAGCACAUGAGGUCAAGUGACGACAAGAAAGUAAGCAAUUACAGUCAAAAGCAAAUUCACAGAGAUCCGAGAAGUGCAAGAGCAUCUAAAAAGCCUGCAUCAGGAGCAGCACAGCGAGCAAGGUCUGCUGUCGAUUAUGUCACUUACAAUGACAUGUUUCUGAAGAUCAGUCAGGGAGAUGAAGGUCCAGCAAUCUAUGAAAUGUUUGCAACUCCAAUUUAUGAAAAUCUUAGAGUAGACAGUUCUGCAGAGAGAUCCAGACAGGUUCAUACAGCGCUUCAAGUUAAAAGACAGAUAAAUGGAAAACUGAGGGGCCAAAAAACAGUGGAGGUUAACCGAAGGAAGCAAGCUCAGUCUGAGAGAUCCAGUCGAGCUAAGUGCAGGCAUCUCAAGCGGAAGGAUAAUGUUACCAAAGGGAUGAAGAAACACCCACCUUCUUCAGAGAAUAAAUGCCAUGUCAUUGUAACUUCUGCUUGUGGAACUGUCCAGCAGAAGAAAUCUGAAAUGCCCAUCAUUAAGGGUGAUGGGAGGGAAAUUUCUAGCAUAGAAAGACAAUGUACCUCCAUACUAUCAGUGAUUGAAGAAGUACUUUCCAGCACUGUGCCCAAAACAAAUCUCAUUAAGGACAUAAUACAUCUAGAACAGACUCCAGUGGAUGCAGGUGUGAAAAGUGAACCUGAAAUAUCAUGUGUGAGCAGAUUGCCAACACAGCAGCCCCUGAUCAAUACCUGGACAAGUGACGGAAAGGUAUCACCCGUGUACCAGAGGUUUUUAGAUGAGGCCAGUGAUGGACCUCUCACAGAUGACCUGCUGCGGUCUUUGGCAGAGGAGUUGAUCUCACUCGAGAGAAGAGACGUUGAAACACUCAAGACUGAAAAGGAAGUUGGCAUAGAGUUUAAACAUAACUUGCCUUCAAAAUUUAAGACAUUUUUAAAUGAGGGUGUUUCCUCAGGUGAACUGCCUAACACUAUCAGAUCUUGCUCACAUGAUGCUAUCACAUGGACAAAAGGAGAGGUUCUAGGUAAAGGAGCUUAUGGGACAGUGUAUUGUGGGCUAACCAGUCAAGGUCAGCUGAUUGCAGUAAAACAGGUGGCACUGGACGCUUCAACUUCAGAGAUGGCAGAAAAAGAGUAUGAUCGCUUGGAGAGAGAGGUGGAUCUUCUUAAGAACCUUCAUCACACUAACAUUGUUGGUUUCUUGGGAACAGCUCUCUCUGAGAAUACUGUAAGCAUAUUCAUGGAGUAUGUUCCAGGUGGCUCCAUCUCAAAUAUCCUGAGCCGGUUUGGACCCUUGCCAGAGAAGGUCUUUGUUCUAUACACUCAACAGAUUCUGGAAGGUGUUGCCUAUCUUCACGGCAACAGGGUCAUCCAUAGAGAUCUGAAGGGGAACAACAUCAUGCUUAUGCCCACCGGAGUGAUCAAGCUAAUCGACUUUGGUUGUGCUCGUCGACUUAGCUGUCUUCAGACUUCAAAUGGAAGUAAGAGUGACCUUUUGAAGUCUGUGCAUGGUACCCCAUACUGGAUGGCACCAGAGGUGAUAAGUGAGACAGGUCAUGGACGAAAAUCAGACAUUUGGAGCAUUGGCUGCACUGUAUUUGAAAUGGCCACAGGGAAACCACCCCUUGCACACAUGAACAAGAUGGCAGCCCUUUUUUACAUUGGAGCUCGAAAGGGCUUAAUGCCUUCUCUGUCUGAUGACUUCUCUACACACGCAAAGCACUUUGUCCAGGCUUGCCUAACCAGAGAUCCAAGGCAACGACCGUCAGCAGAGGAACUGUUAAGACAUCCAUUCAUCUCUCAUGACAGCCAAGCCUGCAAUGGACCAGUGAACUGAAAACUUAUUCACCAAAUCAAAAAGUGACUUUUUAAAACAAUGAUACAAAAAAAAUUGACAUUGUGACUCAACAUAAUUUGACAUGGAGAAAAUAUAAUUUAUAAAAACACAUUGAAGACCUGUAAAUAGUCAUUUGACAAAUGUGCCAAUAUGUUUUUAACACAAAAGAUCAAAUACACAAAGACUGAGGUUAAGGUAGUGGAAACCAUGUAAUUUAUUAAAUCUAAAUAAAACUGGGAAAAGACAAAACAAAAACAACAAAAAAAAAAGUGCCAGGGUUUGCACUUGCCUUAUCCAACUGCAAUUCAGUGAUCAAAAGUAAAAUGACGGUUUGUACAAUGCUGGCCUCAUUUACCAAUAGCCUCUCACUAAAAGAAUCAAAAUCAAAAGAUCAAAACCAUUCAUCCUGUAUUCAGAAAUAAAUGUUGAGGGCGUGUGAAAGCCCAGAUCUCUUUGGGUCAGCACUGUGAUAAUGAAAUCAAUCUCCUUUUACCCA
This is a messenger RNA of Ctenopharyngodon idella (grass carp), 5585 nucleotides long. RefSeq names its product mitogen-activated protein kinase kinase kinase 19 (gene map3k19). Gene Ontology annotation, biological process: protein phosphorylation. Bases 1190 to 5089 code for a protein of 1299 amino acids. The record is from RefSeq and is a predicted model, not a curated record. The transcript has 14 exons. Gene Ontology annotation, molecular function: protein kinase activity; protein binding; ATP binding. Lineage: Eukaryota; Metazoa; Chordata; Actinopteri; Cypriniformes; Xenocyprididae.